This is a messenger RNA of Paramisgurnus dabryanus, 2589 nucleotides long. NCBI's taxonomy places the organism in Eukaryota, Metazoa, Chordata, Actinopteri, Cypriniformes, Cobitidae. The record is from RefSeq and is a predicted model, not a curated record.
AUGAAACGCUACCGAGAGGCAGGAGAUGCAGCCCCGAAAGUGAUGUACGUGGACAGAGAUUGCUGCAGUCUUCAUGGCAAGUCUCAGGUGAAUGUCAUGUUUUCGGAGUGGGAUGAGCUUGAAGUGCGCCUUGACAUCUGGCAUUUCAUGCGGCGAUUUGCUGCAGGUGUCACGACAGAGGCUCAUCCGCUCUAUGGGAUCUUCAUGGCACGUCUGUCCAUGUGCAUCUUUGAGUGGGAUCCAGAUGAUGUGGCUGCUCUUCACCGUGCAAAGGAGGGUGAGCUGGCAGCAAAGAAGGCUGGCCACAUCUCAGGAAAGGCGCUGAGUGCCCGCAUUACCCGGAGAGAGUUGGCACUGCACUGCCGGAGGAGGACCAGGGGUGUGGAGGAGACCACCAGAUUGAUUGGAUCUCUGGUUGAUCUGUUUGACAGUGCGAGUGGUAAAGACACUCUGGGAGUUCCUCUGCUGGACCAUGAACGGAUCCAGCAGAUUUGGAAAGAACAGCGUAAGCACGUACAGUGUAUCCAAGACCCUGAGAACUUUCCCCUCUACACGAAGACAGGGACACUGAAGAAAGGCGGUGUGGAACUGUGCUGCUACAGAUGUGCCCGUGGCUCUACCUCUUUGGAAUCAUUCCACCUCCACCUAAACCGUUUUAUUCCAGGAACCAGUGCCAGUGAUGCACAUUUUCAGGCUUAUCUUCUUGAGGGCUUGAUGCGCUGGAAUGAUGACAGGAUGGAAGAUGCCAUAAAAGGAGCGUCCUCCAUCCGGACAUAUGGCAGUGCCAUGAAAGAGGCUGUGGACAAGCUUUCCCGAACUGUCUUCGGAAAGCCCUGGGAUGAGCGCUAUCACCCUCCUGGAGCAUAUACAGGUGAAUUGCUGGGAAUGGAGUACCUUUACAGCCAGACUGGCAAAACACUUACUCCAGUGCUCCAGAACCCAGAGGAGGAAGACAGGCUGGUGGAGGAAGUUGAUGAUCAGGACCUGCAAGAUGAGGGGUUUGAGGAAGAGAUCAUGGAGGACAUCACAGUUCCAGUGCUGUAUGAGGAUGACCCUUGCCGUGAUCUUGAAAACAGCCCCUCAUCUUUGCCUUUGCAUCAGUCCCCAGCAUCGAUGGCUGAUGUGUUACUGGCUGAGCCGUCCACAUCAUCAUCUCCUGGUGGAGAACGACAGCAUCUUGCCCCUGCCCAUUCAGUGCUGUCACAGCCAUCUGACACUGGAAGCAGUAUUUCCGACGAGGCUCAGGGAGCAGUCAUUGGACCCGAUGGCAUCGCUGGGUGGGACAAGGUCCUGGAUUUGGCUGGUUUCCUGGUGGGUCUUCGUGAGGCUCCUUACCUUACUGACCAGCAGGUGACAGAGGCCAUCCAGCUGUGGAAAGCUCUCCUAGAUUUCGACAAACAGCGGGUCAACUAUCAGCCUCGACAUCAGCCUCAGCUGACACAUGGGCGCUAUAAGGCACCGAAGACACCAGGUGUGGAGAGUGUAAAACGGUGUCUGAUUGGACAUCCUGGGGGUCCAGCGCAGUGGCCCGAUGCCAACCGCUUGGUUAACACCAUUUGUAUGAAGCUUUGUGCUUUACACAAGUCGUCAACCAAGAAAGAUGGAGUUUGCAUCCCCAGGUGGUCUAAAGUUAUUUCAGAUUACCACCACAUCCGAGAGUUGGUGGUUAACAAUCCAACCCUGAUGGAUGAAACAACGAUCCAGCUGUUUGAGAUAAACCAUAGGACACUCAUUCAGUGGUUUCGUAAGUGGAAGAAUAGACUGGAAAUGGGCGUCCUCGGUCAGGGUCUGACUCCAUCUAACCCAAUUGCUGUGGCUGAUACACACCUGCCUCCACCGAGGGAAAAAUUGAAUGAAGUACCAUCAACAUCAGGCCCAAAACAUCAAUUUUUCCUUCCACCAAAUCGUGGAGGACAGGCUCCUCUUCUGCGACCAGGUCGAAAGCCAGCUGCUGCCACCAGGGAGUUUCCCAUCGCACCUGCCUCCACAGCAUCAGGAGUUGUGCAGCCCAUUUUAGCACCCAUCGCACCUGCCCCCACAGCAUCAGGAGUUAUGCAGCACAUUUUAGCACCGGGGUUAUCGUUUGGCACAGUGUCUGUGUCAGUGGUGAUUCCACCUUCUGGUGCUUCGACAUCCAGUGCAGUCCCAGCUCCCCCUGCUCCGGCGUCUGCUGCUCCUGUGUCCCGUUACACCCAAAGGAACAGGCGCCGACGGGCUGUGGAGAAUGAAAGUGGUGUCCAGAAGAGGAACCACGCCCCUUCUCAACUUCCACCUCGAGGAGGUCCCCAAAGCCAACCCAAUGACCAGACAACACGAGAACAGGGAGACUGCAGCCACGAGCAGGCAGGGACGAAGGGCAACGGGGGUACAGACCACCGUAAGCCGGGGGGGGAGGGGAAACGUCAGGCUCCGGCCUGGUCCCUGCUAUCCGUGGCGCCCUCCUUCUUCCUUCCUGGAGGCAGAGUACAACACAGUGUGGCUGGUGGCCGCUGGGACACAAAGCACUGUUACUUGGAUUUUGGAUGCUCCUCACCUGGACUGCUGUUUACAGCUCUCUUGAUGACUACUGGGACACAAAAGCACUGUUAA